CUCACUCUUUCGUUCCGAAUAAAAAAGGCGAGACCGUCGUCAAUUCGUCAUCAUGUCAUAUAUAUCAACACUCAACCUAGAUCCGUCACCGGAAGUGUUCAAUGAGGAAUUGUUAGGGCAAGAAUUAAAUAACUGGGCAACGGUUCCUUUGUAUUUUGAGGACACCCCUUUAAUUGAAGGCUUUCACUUGGGCUCGGACAGCAGCGACUCUGAAACUUUGGGAACACCGAAAAACGACCUACAAAAACUUGAAGAUGAAUAUUUAUACCCGUUACUCCCAAUGAUGAUCAAGAACGCGGCUGGAUCAAAUAUAUCAAGAUCAUCUGCAGAGUCUUACACGAUAGAUGAAACGGAGUCAAUAUCUAGGAAACGCAAAGUGGCAGAAGAGAAGGACAACUUAGACAAGACACCACAUGAUGAGGACAAAAGACGACGAAACACCAUGGCCUCCGCUCGAUUCCGGCAGCGAAAAAAGCUUCGUGAAGCUGCUCUUGAAAGCACUGCAAAGGAAAUGACUGACAAGGCUAACUCUUUGCAAGAAAAGGUGAAUGCACUCGAGAAGGAGGCCAAAUGGCUCCGCAGUCUCCUGGUAGAGAAGGGGGAUACUCUAACACUCGAAGGCGAUGAAGAACGGUAGCAUUUCUUCUUCUAUGGCAGGACUGCCAUUGUACAUAUAUAUAUAUAUAUUUUUUUUGGCUUUCUUGCAUUUGUAAUACUAUCCAGCUCUUCUCAAUAAAUACUGCAAUGUUGUAAAUACA
Molecule: messenger RNA, 758 nt
Organism: Umbelopsis ramanniana AG
Lineage: Eukaryota; Fungi; Mucoromycota; Umbelopsidomycetes; Umbelopsidales; Umbelopsidaceae
Exons: 2
Coding region: 53-637 (194 amino acids)
Biological process (GO): regulation of transcription by RNA polymerase II
Cellular component (GO): nucleus
Molecular function (GO): RNA polymerase II transcription regulatory region sequence-specific DNA binding; DNA-binding transcription activator activity, RNA polymerase II-specific
Source: RefSeq, a predicted model, not a curated record